GCGUGCGGACGCAGCAUGUCCGCGCGCAUCUCAUCACUCAUGUGUUUCCUGCGUCCAGGACUCUAAUGAGGAAUGAGAUGCGCCCAGUUAGAAAACAUCACAUGUUUGUGCGCUCAUCGGCCCCCAGAUUAAAUUAUUGUAUUUGAGGACAGACAGGCAGAGGAGCUGUGAGAGCUGGAGCAGCAAGGAGAGGGGACACACUCGGUUCGUGAACAGACAUACUGAUUUCUGCGGUGGAAAGUUUAUUUUUUCUUUUACAUUACAUUUAAUUUAUUUCUUGUUGGUGAGUGAAAUGGAAGCCCAGCAUUUUGUUUUUCUCCUGGUUCUUGCCUUCUCUGUUUAUCAAGCUGAUGGGCGCAGAACAUACGCUGACAUUUUCCCACAUAAGCAUGAUAUAGCUGGGAAGAUUCCAUUUCCAAUUCCACCAAUCCCUGGCUGGGACCCUGACACCAACCCAUGGGACGAUUACCUCUACCCUCCCCUCAACCCAAAGCCCAAAGAGCUCAUGCAUCACAAAGGUAAACCAAAGGUUCGUCUGACUAGUGACAGCCCAGCUCUUAAUGGAUCUUGUGUCUCCUUCACUGCCAAGCUGGAGUACCCUCCAUGCCAGAAAGAGAAUGCCAACGGAGACCUUAUUUGGGAUGAGCACUGCGAGGACGGUACGGAGCUGGAGGCCUCAGCUAAUGGACAGGUGCGUUCUGGCUACGUGUACAACUGGACCUCCUGGAUAGACGACUACGGCUUUGGAAAGUGCACAGACCUAAAGAAAUGCAAUGUGUUCCCUGAUGGGAAGCCCUUCCCUCAGAGCAACGACUGGAGCCGCAAAACCUAUGUCUACGUGUGGCACAUGAUGGGCCAGUACUCUGAGACAUGUGACGGCUCCUCCUCGAGUGUGACCAUCAACACCACCAACAUCCCUCUGGGGGCAGAGGUCAUGGAGGUUAUGGUCUACAGGAAACGUGAGCGCAGAAAGUACAGCCCCCUUACCACAGACAACACCAUCUUCUACGUCACAGAUAAGAUCCCAGUGGCGGUCGACAUCUCUCAGAAGGCUGCGGUCAACCAGUCUGACAAUGUUUUCUUUCGUGGCGAGGACGUGGUCUUCAAAGUCCAGCUCCACGAUCCCAGCGGGUACCUCAAAACCGCUGCCUCCAUUGACUACAUCUGGGACUUCAGAGACGGCAACCAGGUGGUGACACACCGGGACCUGACCACGCACACCUACAGCAGGCUGGGGAACAUGAGUGUGAAGCUGGUGGUGGAGGCUGCGUUUCCAAUAGAGUGUCCACCAACCGCUGCCACCCCGACCCAUCUGGUCUCCAAGUCAACACCUCCAACAGAGGCCCCCACAGCUCCUCCAGGUACUCAUGCUGCUACUGUCAAGACGGAGACCACACGGGCACCACCCAGCACCAGCCGACCUCUCCCCUCCUCCUCACCCUCCUCGUCUUCCAGUGCCAUGCCCUCAACAGAGCCCCUCCCCCCUACUGUGGCCAGCGUGACCCCAGAAUACGACCCCACCACUCUGCCAUGGCUCCUCACUAGACGCCUCAACAACAAUGAGUGCUUCCGCUACGUCCACGGUACCUUCAUGGGCAACAUCACCAUUGUUGAGCCCAAACACACACUGAAAAGCCAGCCUAACAGACGCAUUGUGGAUGUUUCCGCCUCCAGAGUGACCAACACUGACAUCAACUUCUUGAUCAAAUGUCUGGGCAGCAUCCCUACCUCCGCUUGCACCAUCGUGUCAGACCCCAGCUGCACUCGAGUGAGUAGCAUUAUGUGUGAUGACGUCCCCCCGUCGACUCAGUGUGAGGUGCAUCUCAGGCGGACAUUUCUGGAGCCCGGCACCUACUGUGUCAACAUCACGCUAGAGGACUCCAGCAGCAUGGCCCUGACCAGCACCACUGUCACCAUCAACAAGUCCCAGGAUGCACCUGUGUCCAAGAAGUCUCGUGCUGCAGGCGUGGUGCUCUCCUCCAGUGCUGUGCUGGUGGCUGUCUUUGCAUUCAUUGCCUACAUGGUCUGCAGGCGUUAUAAGGCGUACCGUCCAAUUCGCAGGUCACUGGUGGAGGACGCCAGCGGCCAUGCUGAGGUCAAAGGUCGCAUGGUCCGUCUGAGGGAGGCGCUCUUCCCCUCCAGUGAGGAGAGCCAUCACCUGCUUACUGAGAGACGCCCCCUGUAGGCCCUCAUGGAGCUUCACCAGAGCAUGUCUGUGCUUACUAGAAGAAAUACAGAUGCAAAACCAUGAUUGAUAUGCAAAUUUAAGCUGAAGUGAAAUCAUCUUAACAUAAAGGAAUCAUUGAUGGUUGUAGAGAAAUGUAAGUAAUGAAUACUAAUGAUAUGUUCAUGUCUAAAUGUAAUUGUUAAGAAGCUGUUGAUACGUAUAUCUCGAGCACUGCUUCUUUUGAUCUGCUUCUCCUUUUUUAUUGGCCAGAGUAUUAAUUAUUUCUGUUCUAGCUAAAGGAACUACUGAGUGCAAAACCUGUGCAUAAUAUUGAUCUUUGACUCUAAUUAUAAUAAUCUGAAAACGGAUUUCUAAUAUAAAAUGUUUUCUUAGAAUGGUACCUGCAUGCUCUUUUUCAGUCAAUUAAAAUUAAGAUUUUCAAUUGUAACUUUCAGAAACUAAUUCAGAGAAUUCACUGGAGACUUGACACCAGGCCUGUAAUAAAGGUUGUGAACUAACGGCU
Notolabrus celidotus (New Zealand spotty) is the source of this 2690-nucleotide messenger RNA. RefSeq names its product glycoprotein (transmembrane) nmb (gene gpnmb). Gene Ontology annotation, biological process: cell adhesion. The record is from RefSeq and is a predicted model, not a curated record. Bases 293 to 2185 code for a protein of 630 amino acids. Lineage: Eukaryota; Metazoa; Chordata; Actinopteri; Labriformes; Labridae. Gene Ontology annotation, molecular function: integrin binding. The transcript has 12 exons.